Oldenlandia corymbosa var. corymbosa is the source of this 2061-nucleotide messenger RNA. Lineage: Eukaryota; Viridiplantae; Streptophyta; Magnoliopsida; Gentianales; Rubiaceae. The record is from the annotation of a GenBank genome assembly.
AUGGACCGCUUCAAAAAAUUCUCUCUCUCAGAAAAGGAAAAGGGGGGUAAGGAGCUGGGGAAUCGACAUACUCACAAAGAGGUGGAAGAGGGCAAUCGGAGUUUGGUCGGUAAGAUUUUUGGGGAGAGAAAGAUGAAUUUCUAUGGGGUUAAAAAUGCCAUGGAGAGGCCUUGGCGUCAAAGAGGAUUGAUGGGAGUGGAGAAGAUCCAGACUAAUACCUUUCAGUUCAUCUUCACCAGAUCUGAAGACAGAGAGGCUAUUCUGAGACAGCGACCUUGGUCCUUCGACAGUCACUUCCUGGUGCUGCAAAAAUGGGAAGAGGAAAUGGAUUAUGACGCGGAAUCUUUUAACUUCACUCCUAUUUGGGUGCAGAUCUGGAACGUAUCCAGGCACUGGGUGUCGCGGAAAACGGGCCUAGAGCUGGGAGAGUUGAUUGGUGAUGUAAAAGAUGCAAUAAUUCCAGAUGUGAGUGGAACGGAGUAUAGACACAUCAAGGUCUUGGUCGAGAUGGAUUUGCGCAAACCCCUGGAGAGGGGAACAAUGGUCAAAUACAAAGGCCAUCUUGAAAAGGGUUGUGAGACUAGGGCUUCUGAUUUAGAGAUGAACAAACUAAAAGAAGGGCAAUUUGGCCCUUGGCUGAGAGCGGGGUUUUGGAAAGCAGAACGUAGGGAGGCAUCAACAAAAAAGAAGGAGGAAGAUGGAGCAAAAGGGGGAGGAUUGAUGGAUGCUAUAACUAUUAAUGGGCAAUUUAGUGGGAAAUGGAAGAAGAGAGCUAGAGGAGGGGUGGAAAACCAGAUGAUUGAAGGGGAAUGUCAAGAUGAAGCAUUUGUAGAUGGGUUGGGUAAAAGAAACAGAUUAAUGCUGGAGAGAAUGACUGAGAUGCAACAGGAAGGGAACAAGAAAAUAAAGCAGGAUAGGGGGGAGAAAACAGAAUGGGGCCUAAACCCCAGCAGCAAUGUCAAACACCAGGACUUUAUAUUUAGGAUGGGGAUGGAUGAAUUACAGUUUGAAGGAAGGGAAUGGACAUGGGCAAAGAAUAGACGAGGGGAGGGUUACAUUGAAGAAAGGUUGGAUAGGGUUUUUGGGUCGGCUGGUUGGUUGUUGGAAUAUCCUUUAGCUAGGGUAAUUCAUGUUAAGAGGCAUGCCUCAGACCAUUGCCUAUUGUUUAUGGACUUGAGUCCAGUAGUGCAGAAGAGAAAAGUUCGUUUCUGUUUUGAUAGGAGAUGGUUAAACAAGGAAGGUAUCAAAGAAGCAGUAGAAAAAGCCUGGAACUCUUAUUGUGAAGGGUCACCAAUGCAUAAAGUGGCCGCCAAGAUAAAACUGUGUAGGAUGGAACUUUUGAAGUGGAGUCGAGGACAAGCCCUGAAUUCUGAGAAGGCUAUUAGGAGUAUUACCCAGGAGAUGGAUCAAAUGAAAAGUCAAGAAUCUGAGAAGGAGGGUAUGGAAGUGGAUGGGAUCUGUAGUACAUGUGGGAAUGAAGUAGAAGAUUUGGAACAUGUUUUGUUUCACUGUACUCAGGCCAGAAGGGUAUGGCUACUAGCUCCAGUGAGUUGGGAAGGUAUGCAACAGAGAACCAACAAUUUUGCUGAUUGGUGGGAAGGACUGAUGGGUGCAACACAGACUGUGGAGUUCAUGAGAAGGGUGGAAUGCACUGUUUAUAUAUUAUGGCAUUUGUGGAAAUCUCGGAAUGCAUGGCAAUUUGGGCAAGAAAGAACAGAUGCAUGGUCUCUGGUGAAACGAGCAGAAGAGGAAUGGCAAGAGGCUGGUGUAGGUUAUUAUGCUCGAAAGGAAAAUGGUGAACUUUUGGUAGUUGUGGCAGACUCAGUUGAUUUUGUGCAGAACUACCUGGCAGCAGAACUAAUAGCCAUCAGAAUGGCUAUGAUGGAAGCUCAGAGAAGAAGAUUUCAGAAAGUGGAAAUCCAGAUAGAUGAGAAAACUAUGGUAACUUGGUUGCAGGGAAAAACUAUCUCUGUUUCAGAUGUAAGCGCCAUAGUUGACGACAUCUUUUUGGUAAAACUAGAUUUUGAAUGUUGUAAAUUUGUAUUCAUUAAAAAACAGUGA